AAUCACAACUGAUCGUCCGUGUGCGGGUAGUCGCUUUUAAUCUUCUCUGUGAGCAUAUAUAGCUAGCUAACUAAAUUCUUUUGUAAUAUUAACCAGCAAGUUCCUCAUAGGGAGUUUGUCAUUUAUAAAUCCGCUUUUUGGAGCCAAAGGCUUUAGAGGAAGAUGGAUCUGCCUGAAGAAAACACCGCCGUCUACGAGUUUGAUGCACCAUCGCAUGUCAUUGACUUCGGUUCUUUGGAUGCAGACGACAAUGCUGACGAGUGGUUCGAUCAGAUGGCCGACCCAAAUGCUGCGGGUCAGCUCACUACCCCGCAGCCCGAGAAGCCGCUGGGCAGACCCCGCAGAAUGGACCUCCCAAGGGCUGUGGUGUCUCCCCGACGUGACGAUGCCAAGUCCGCCACAGAUCCAGACCAAGGGAAUGCGCCGGCCCUGCCGAAUGUUGUGACCUCAUGGGCUAAUGCCGCCCCAUCCACGUCAGGUCAAAAUCAGAGGAACGGCCCCUCCCGCCAACCACGCAGGGUGUCCAAGCGCAUGGAAUCCACCAGACGGCAGAAUCCAAGGGGGGGACCUGCUGAUGUGCCUACCACUCCGCCGGUUAAGAAGCCACGCAGGAGCUCCGUGGCGAGGCCCUCGCGCCGCAGCGGAGCGGCCGGGGCUCAGAGGGUCCGCAGGUCGGUUCUGCCCUCCUCCGGCCUCGGGCGGAGCACGAAGCUGAAGAGCUCGGAGCAGCAGGAGGUGGAGCGCAUGCAGGCCAUGCAGAAGGAAGUCGGCGAGCAGCGCAGGAGGAACGAGGCCAGCCUGAAGGCGGCCGUGGCAGGAAGUCAGCCCGCCAAAAAGCUGGUGCUGUCCACCACCGUCCCGGUGGAGUUCCACUUCCGCACGGACGGGCGCCUGAAGCCGACCGACGCGGCCCAGGACUACAAGGAGGUGGACUUCAACUCCCAGCUUCGCAAGCCCCUGGCCGCCCCAGCAAAUGGUCCGAGGGGGGCCACGGUCCCCAAGCCCUUCAAACUGACGGUCCCGGCCAAGCGCAAGCAUUCGGAGAGGGAGGCCUACGUGUCCAUGGCGGAGCAGGUCCAGCAGUUCCAGAAACGCACGCCGGCUCGCUACCACCUCCGCAGCCGCCAGAGGGAGGAGAAGGGUCCGUCCCCAGUGAGGAGCGAAAAGCUGAGAAUCACGCGCCCCCAGACGCCCCUGCUCAUGAAACGACCCAAGGCCCGGCCCGUGACGGUCAAGAGCACCGCAGAGGUGGAGGAAGAGGAGCUGGAGAAGAUCAGGCAGUUUAAAAUCAAACCGCUGGAGCUGAACAGGAAGAUCUUGGACGGGGUGGUGAUGCCCAAAAAGCCGGCUCCUAAAGAAGCCACGAAGACCGAAGCCUUCCACCUGGAGACGGACCGGCGCAUCCACGAGCGGCAGGCGGGCCGGAAGCCCGACGAGCCGCAGGACGACACCUUCCACCCCCGGCCCGUCCCCCUCCGCAUCCUCAAGGAAGUGGUGGGUGUUCCAGAGAAGCGCGUGCAGCAGCCCACCGUCCCAGAAUCGCCAGCCUUCGCUCUGAAGAACCGCGUGCGCGUGGAGCGCAAGGUGGAACCGGAGAAGCCCGUGUCGGUGGUGAAGGCCCACGCCGUGCCGCACCUGGGCCUGCCCGUCCAGCCCAAGAGGACGCAGGUGGAGGUGUGCCCCUUCUCCUUCGACGCCCGCGAGCAGGAGAGGCUGGCUCUCAAGGAGAAGAGGCUGGAGGAGCUGCGCAAUGAAGGGGUGCCCAAGUUCAAGGCGCAGCCGCUGCCGGACUUCAGCGCGGUUCACCUGCCUGCGAAGAAGGUGGCCGUGCCCACCCAGGUGGAGCCCUUCCAGCUGCUGAUCGACCAGCGCGGGGCCACCAAGAGCGAGCGCUGGGAGAGGCAGAUGAAGGAGGAGCUGAAGCAGCAGAUGGACGCUGCCACGUUCAAGGCCUGCCCCAACACAGUCGUCUACAAGGAGCCCUUCCUGCCCAAGAAGGAGAAUCGGUCUGUUGUGGACGACACCUGUCAUCCCACAGUUACCGACGGCUUCCUGCUCAACACGGAGCGCCGGGCCAAGGAGCGGCUGGAGUUCGACCAGGGCGUGUGCGAGAAGGAGGCGCUGCGCGCGCGCAUGGAGGAGCAGAGGAGGCGGGACGAGGAGGAGAGGGAGCAGGAGGAAAUCGCCCGCCUCAGGCAGGAGCAGGUGUACAAAGCUCAGCCGAUCCGACACUACAAACCACUGGAGCUGAAGCGGGGGGAGGUGCCCCUGACCGUUCCCGAAUCGCCAAACUUCUCCGACCGCUUCCGCCUCUGAUCCCGCUUCUGACCUCUGUGAACCCCCCCCCCUGCGAUUCCUGACCCGGUGCUUUUAUUGUGCUGCAAUUUGCCGAGUUUUAUUUAUGUAUUCAUUUGUUCUUGUUUUACAUUAAACCGUUUUAUUGAA
Molecule: messenger RNA, 2445 nt
Organism: Conger conger (European conger)
Lineage: Eukaryota; Metazoa; Chordata; Actinopteri; Anguilliformes; Congridae
Gene: tpx2
Product: TPX2 microtubule nucleation factor
Exons: 17
Coding region: 163-2316 (717 amino acids)
Biological process (GO): activation of protein kinase activity; regulation of mitotic spindle organization
Cellular component (GO): microtubule; spindle
Source: RefSeq, a predicted model, not a curated record